Molecule: messenger RNA, 3707 nt
Organism: Python bivittatus (Burmese python)
Lineage: Eukaryota; Metazoa; Chordata; Lepidosauria; Squamata; Pythonidae
Source: RefSeq, a predicted model, not a curated record
UCCUUCAAGCAGCUAGAUUUCAGCUGCAGAUGCUGAUCUGAGAAGUAGGCAAUAGAGAUGAUGUUUUGUGUUGCCUCUUCUUAUGGGGAGAGAGAAGAGGCCUGAGGUGGGGAAAGAUUGUCCCUGGGGGAAUGGAGAUUCUCAUCUUUGUUGCAGAGCAUCCUGGUGUUUGAUGUAUAAAUUAACCUUCUGUGGAGAACAGAAAUCCUAAAGGCUCUCUCAAAUCAUUAUGGCUCAGUGUUCAAAUGCACGUCCAACACCCAUUCCAUGUUUGGAGCUGCAGAAUUACCAGCCAGUAUGCAAAAGGCAGCCUCAGGCUGACCUUUGCUGACCUAGAAGGCAACCUGUUGCUCCCCACCCCACUACCCCCUUGGGAACCCUAAGCAUGCUUCCUCCCAUGCUAGCUUAGUUUUGUGUACUUUCUGGGCUGGACAGCACGUUUCAAACAAAGCGGUGAAACGUUGUUUGCAUUCUCUAAAAGUUCCAACAUUGCCAACAGGCAAUAUUGAGAAAUGGUGUAGGUGGAUGUUAUUGUUUCAUUUUGAACAUGCUUACCUUCCCUUUUCCUUGCAUGCAUGGAGUUGAGUUAUAAGGAGAGUCACUUGGGCAGGGAGCUUAUAUGUGCCAAAGCAGUACUCUAAAGGCAUUGCCUAUUCUUAGCUGAGGUGCUCAUAUUUGAAAAGCCCUAUAUGAAAAACAAAGUGAGAAAUCCUGAUUUCUCCGCAGCCAAAUUAUUCUUCUAAGGUUCUGCCCAUACUGUUUCAUUUCUAGCACCUGCUCUUUUCUUCUUGUCAAGCUUUGUUCCCCUCUAGCCAUCAUCAAAAUGAUAAUUUUGACCCAAAGCAGACAGGACAGAAUUCCAGGUGGAAAGUGGGCAAAAAAGAAUCAUUGGCAGAGCUAGAAGACCAGUUGUGGCUUUCCUUAAAGCUUUGUCUUUAAAACAAACAAACAAGCAAACAAUAUUUUCUGAAUUUCCUUCAGAAGAAAGAGCAACAAGCAGGAAAAGCUAAUGGACUUUGAGCUUUCAAAUAUAAAUAGUAUUUGCAUUUGGGAAUACAAAUACGCUGAAAUGGAAAAUUGCAUUAGUGUUUGUUUAUUUUGUUCAAUUUACAGUAUAUGGCCACCCACUCACCAGUAUCUCUGAGCAGUUAACAACAUUAAAAAGAACAAGAAAUGCAAAUUUAAUAAAUCUAGGAAAAGAUAUACUGUAAAAAAGCACAGCCCUAUAGUGCUGGGGUCAAAAUUCGCUUUAAUUUUAACAAAUUGGCAACUCAUGGAGCAUCCUGGUCCAAGGCCCAAGGAGAAAGCCAGUUUCAAGGCCUGCUAAAGGCUAGCAUGGUCACAGCCACCCAGAUCUCUGGGGAAGGGGGGAAUACUCUUCCAAAGGGCAAUACUGUGACAAAGUAACUUCCUUGGUCCUGCCAGAUGGCACUGUUUAAUAGAGGGGACCCAGAACAUGCCAAUCUAUCUGAUCUUGUUGGGCAGGCAGAGACAAUCAGGCAGGGAUUGUCCUUUACCUCAAAUACUUUGGUCCUGGGCCAUGAAGGACUUUGUAGGCAAUAUCAGCACUUUGAUUACACAUGGAAUCCUGUGAGUAACCAAUGUACCUUGCGCAGGAAUCGUGUUAUAUGGGUGCACAUAUAGCUACCUGUGUUCCUGCAUUCUGGAUCAUCUGUAACUUCCCAGUGACCUUCAAACAUAGCCCUGUAUAAAGUGCAUUGCAGUCAUUCAAGUGAGAGGUCACCAAGGCAUGAGUAACCAUGAGGAGAGGAAUGGGCACAACUAGUGCAUAAGAUGGAUUUGGGCAGAGGCCCUCCUAGCAACAGCUGCUGCCUGCUCCUUAAACAGAUGCUGCAAGUUCAGGAAGUACCCCAUACUAGUUCUGACUGAGUAGUGCAGCCCUCUCCAGAACUAAAAAUGGAAAGUCUCCAGGAAUUGGUAGCCCUAAAACUCAUAGCCACCUGGUCUUGUAAGGGUUAAGCUGUUCCCCAUCCAGACCACCACAGCCCCCAGGCAUUGAGACAGAACUUGAUGGUAUCAGUUGGGCAACCAGGGGUUCAAGAUGUACAAUGGAGUAUCAUCAAUGUUCAGAUGAUAUUAACUCCAUGUCAGCAGAUGACCUCUCCAGUGGCUUCAUACCCAUGCCUGAAACUCUACUGGAAGGGGUUCAGAUAAUCUGCUUCCUCCACAGCCCAGUGAAGUUGUAGCUUGACCACUUUGUCAACAACCUUCCCCCCAUAUGGAAGAUCUUUCAGCUUUUUAUUUCAAGUUAACAGCCAUUAAUGAUUAUGAAGCGUUGCCUUGUUAGCCAGACAGAAGUGUGUCUCCAUCCAAACACACUGAGAAGGGACUCGUGCAUCUUUCAGUAUCUUUCCAGUUGCUCCUGUUUCUGUGUUGCUGCUGUUAGAAUGUAAUCACCACAAUAUUUAAGACAAUGCAUUAGGUAGAACAGAACGUGCUAUAUAAAUCUAACAUCUCUUAUGUUUCUAUUUUCCAGAUUUUCCAUUUCCAUUUUCUUGGCUAACUGGUUAUUUGGCUAUGUUAGUAGGAGCAGGCAUGACCUUCAUUGUUCAAAGCAGUUCAGUGUUCACAUCUGCUAUCACUCCACUUGUUGGAAUUGGAGUUAUAAGUAUUGAACGGGCCUACCCCCUAACCCUGGGAUCUAAUAUUGGUACCACCACAACAGCUAUUCUAGCUGCACUGGCCAGUCCUGGAAAUCGACUGAAAUAUUCCUUACAGAUUGCUUUGUGCCACUUCUUUUUCAAUAUCUCUGGGAUCAUCCUCUGGUACCCGCUUCCUUUUAUGCGCCUCCCCAUUCGCCUGUCAAAGGGUUUAGGGAAUAUAACUGCCAAGUACAGAUGGUUUGCCAUUUUCUACCUCCUCUCCUGCUUCUUCUUGAUCCCCUUGGCUGUCUUUGGCCUUUCGGUGGCUGGUUGGCCAUACCUGGUGGGCGUGGCUGUUCCCAUCUUUGCAGCGUUGAUCUUUGUGCUCACCGUCCACCUUCUGCAAAAGAAGAAACCACAGCUGCUCCCUGAGAAGCUUCGAAGUUGGGAUUUCCUUCCUAGAUGGAUGCACUCCUUGCAACCAUGGGAUAACGUGAUAACCACUGCAAGCCUUACCUGUAGCAAAUACUGUUGCUGCUGCUGCAAACGUUGUCGAAACAAGGAGUCUGCCCAAAGCGAAGAAGCUAAGCACACGAAAGCCAUGGAAAUUCACGAGAACCCUGUAUCGCUGGCUGAUGAAGAGAAUGGCCUUUCCAAGGCAACUAAAGCAGGGCAAACAGACUUGAAUACUACUGCCUUGUAGCAGAAAGGGGGAAGUUGAGAAUGAAGGUCCAAGGACAGAAUGCUGAGGGGCCAGCAUAGAGGGAAAAAUGGGAAACGUGUGCCAGUGACUUGCGCUCAUUAAGAAGAUUGCACCAGUGAUGAGUAACAAUGGUUGUCAGCAGAUCUUAAGUCAUGUCUAAAUCAUGAGCUGCACAUUCAGAUCAUCCGCAAUGUCAAGACCAGGGAACAAGUGAAGUCCCGUACUUGUCUGCAGACUAAGAAAGGCCUGUGGACAAGUCCUCCACUUGUUCUUAAAGUUCUGCGGGCAAGCAGUGCUUCUGUUUGUCACUGCUAAAGCGCGCUCAUUUGCAGUCCUGUAGAAGUCCAACUUACUCCACGUUCUUCAUCAGCAGACCCACACGUAUGACAUAUAGCCACAUG